Messenger RNA from Fraxinus pennsylvanica, 1242 nucleotides. The record is from the annotation of a GenBank genome assembly. NCBI's taxonomy places the organism in Eukaryota, Viridiplantae, Streptophyta, Magnoliopsida, Lamiales, Oleaceae.
AUGAAGAAGUGGCAUAAUCAAGGCAAAAUUCCAAUCUUCGUUUCCACAUUUUUUUCCUGGUACUUGACUAUAAUGGAUGCCGACAAUAUUAUAGCCAUUUCUGAGAAUGGGGUGGACUUUGAAAAUGGCGUUCACCACCGACUCCUGAUCUCUGGAGAGGAAAUUACUUCCAAGAAAGUAAAUGCGAUUCCCAAUGGAAGCACAGAAGUCGAGGGAUUGAGCUUGAAUCUAGAAAACAAUCUGGAGUUGAAUGACAAUGUGACUCUUAAUUCUUCUGUCGAAAGAAUCAUGGAUGAAUCUACAAUGCCACCAAAAGGCGAUUCCGUCACCAUUUCCAAGGAACUUGGAGUUGAGGAGUCUGAAGAGUCUAAGAGUUCUAAAUCACAGAAGGGCAUGAGCAAGGCCAAGAACAGGAAGUCCAUAAGCAUCAGACAUGGGAGAGAUGUGGUGAAAUCUUCUGAUGGUUCAAAUGGUUCCGCCGAUCACAAAUCAUGUCCGAAACAGUUGUCUGCUCCUGGAACAAAAAGUAGGUCAAUUAAUGGAAGGCAAGCUGCUGACAACUCAAGAACAGCCUCUCCUCAAAGUCCUAUAGCUGGAGAUGUCAAACCCCAUAGAUUGGGUGUUCUUCCAAGCUAUAAUUUCAGUUUUAAAUGCAAUGAAAGAGCUGAGAAAAGAAGAGAGUUCUAUUCAAAACUUGAGGAAAAGAUUCAUGCAAAGGAAGAGGAGAAGAGUAAUUUGCAAGCCAAAACUAAGGAAACACAGGAAGCUGAGAUUAAAAUGUUUAGGAAGAGUUUGAAUUUCAAAGCAACACCAAUGCCAAGCUUUUAUCAGGAACCUCCUCCUCCGAAGCUGGAACUGAAGAAGAUACCUCCAACAAGAGCCAAAUCUCCCAAGCUUGGUCGGAAAAAGAGUUCGUCUAUUGCUGACUCUGAGGAAGAGGGUGCUUGUGCAGGUAGGCUAAGCUUGGGUGAGAAUUUGUCACAAAAUAAUCCUGACAAAGGACCACCUAUUCAUGCUAAGAAGCCUCUACGUAAGUCUCUUCCUAAGUUGCCCUCCGAGAAAACCAGCUUUUCCAAUGAGAAAAGAAAAUCCACAUCUCGCAAGAUCACUGUUUCCGCAGACACAAGCGAAGCUUCAAAUGAUACACAAAUAGGGGAGGAAAGAACAGUUGCCGAGCAAAGCUUGAGUCAGCCCAAUGGAGAUGCAGUGCUUGUUAUUGAAGCUCAAGAACAGAAUGUGUGA